Messenger RNA from Bombyx mandarina (wild silkworm), 2345 nucleotides. It is a transcript of the gene Sse, whose product is annotated as extra spindle pole bodies like 1, separase. Gene Ontology annotation, biological process: meiotic chromosome separation; proteolysis. Gene Ontology annotation, molecular function: cysteine-type endopeptidase activity. Gene Ontology annotation, cellular component: centrosome; nucleus; mitotic spindle. Lineage: Eukaryota; Metazoa; Arthropoda; Insecta; Lepidoptera; Bombycidae. The record is from RefSeq and is a predicted model, not a curated record.
UGUCAAGACGAAUUCGAAAAUUAAGUUACGGUUGUGUUUAAAAGAUAUAGAAUUUUAGAAUACAGAUUUUUAUUUCGUGUCAUUAAACAGUCAAAUGAAAAGUUAAGAACUUACAAAACGUUGAGUAAAAUGGAAGAUUUCGAUGUAUUCACAAAUAAAAUACAUAUCACGAAGCCUAUUUACAAGAAUAUAUUGAACAAAUUCGCUAAGGAUAUACCUGUGACUCCAUUUGGCCCAAAUUAUCAGAGUGCGAGAAAAUUGUUGGCUGAACAAUGUUUGAUGGACGGUGACGAAGCUGGAUGUGCGUUUCACUUCAGUGAAUCAGUGUUUGCUACUUUAAGGACCAUGGCAAUUUAUAGGGACGAGCAGAUAAAAUUAGCCAAUGACAACCUAAGAAAGAUAACAAGUUACAUAAAACCUGUACAAGAAAUAAUUGAAGCUAAUCCAAAGACUGAUGACCAAUUAAUUGAUAACUUAAUUAAAAUAAAUGACAUAGAUGUAACGGGAGUUUUAGACUCGAUCAAAACAGACGACGAGCUACCAUUUCACCAGAGAUACUUGAAAUUCAGCUCUGAAAAUAAUAUUGACAACUUCAGGAGGAUACUGAAGGAAUUGCCAAAAGAAUGGACAGUAAUACAAUUGACCGCACCGUACAAUCCUAAUGAAAAUUUGAAGCAAAUGGAUGAGUUCAGAACAGAGGUGGAUUCGAUAUAUUUAAGCGUUUUCACUAAUGAUUAUUUAGAUGACAGUGAUUUGGGUCCAUUUACUAUAAACAUUCCAGCUAAUCAACACAAAGAAGGCGAAAGACCACUGUUCACGGAACUGUACUCGUUGUUGGACGAAAACUACAAGACCAUCGAGAACGCGCAGUUCCUCAACAACAAGAGGCUCGUGCAGGACUACUGGGCCAAGCGGGAGGACAUUGACCUCAGAAUGAAGAGUGUAAUUAACGUGAUGGACAAGGAAUGGCUCGGCGGAUGGGGCAGCUUGCUGACUGGUAAACUUAUUGAUACGAAAUGGAAAGAAAAAAUCAAGAGCACAGUACAGAAUACCGUCUCUGACUGGGGGUUAAUGGGACUAAAUGAGAAGCAAAUGAUACUCUUGUACAAUCUCAUGGAGAGUUGCCCGGUGUUGUCAUCGCAACAGCUAAAAUCGUGCAUAAGGAAAAUCCUGACGGAACACGGCAACACCGAACGUUUCAGACAGACGCUGACGUGCUGCGAAAGUUGCAGCAAAGAUUUUAAUUUACUGAACGAAUUGUGUCUGAAAUGUUUGUCGAAAUGCUUCGAGGCCGUCCACCAUUUUACGUUGGUCGACGCGAUACGAGCGUUUUCUCAGCUGGCAACUCAGAUAAAGGACUGCAACGAGUGGGCAACACUGAAGAAAGCUAAACGACACCCCGUCAUAUUGAUUGUUGAUGAGGCGCUGGACACGUUCCCGUGGGAGAGCACGGCGGCGCUGCGCGAGCACCCCGCGUCCCGGAUGGAGAACAUCCACUUCCUGUACCACCUGUACAAGCUGCACGAGGGACGCGUCGCGGCCGGGCACUACGUGGCGGGCGGGGGCGUCGGCAGAUACGUCAUUAACCCAGAGAAGAAUUUAGACCGAAUGGAGAAGAGAAUGAAGUCGUUUGUGGAGUACUGGUGCGAGUCGUGGCGCGGCUGCACGGGCUGCGCCCCCACGCCCGAACAGUUCAUAGAGUACUUGAACGAGGCAGACAUAUUCCUGUACUGCGGCCACGGCGACGGGUGUCGAUGUGCGGGGGGCGGCUCCGUGGUGGAGGGGGGCGGCGCUCGCGGGGUCUGCGUACUCGCGGGCUGCGGCUCGGUGCGCCUGUGUCGCACGCAGCCGCGCCGACCGCCGCGCGCCGCGCACCUGCAUCUGCACGUCGCCGGCAGUCCAAUGGUGGUCGGCAUGCUGUGGGAGGUGACCGACCUAGAAGUGGACAAGGUGGUGACGACGAUGAUGUCCCUGUACGUGCCGUCCCGACAGGCGCUGCCCUGGUCGGCCGUGGGGAAAACUAAAUGGAGCCAGGGGAUUAUCGAUGUGAGCCCGCCCGGCUGCCCGGCCCGGCCGCCGCACGAGCCGCAGCUGCUUCGCGCGCUGGGCGCCGCCCGGGCCUCCACCAACUUCAUCAUGAUCGCCAGCAGCGUGGUGGCCAGGGGGCUGCCCGUCAAGAACUACCAGUGACGUGACGACUCCGUGUAUUUUGACAUAUGGCAAGUUUUGAGAACUGUCACAUUUGACACUUCGACCUGACAGUGGUGCUUGUUUAAUUAAAAAUAUUAAAACGAAAUGUCAAAAAAUGAAUAAAAUGAAAAAUAUUGAAAUGAAUUUUAGCGGUA